Messenger RNA from Protopolystoma xenopodis, 228 nucleotides. The record is from the annotation of a GenBank genome assembly. NCBI's taxonomy places the organism in Eukaryota, Metazoa, Platyhelminthes, Monogenea, Polystomatidea, Polystomatidae.
AUGUACAGCUCUUUUCCUGCUCCGGAAGUCGGCGUCCGUGGCACUUUUAAGGUAGACACGUUGUCCAGGCGCGCCGAGCGGGCGAGGACGGCUUUCGAACCCGAACUUCGCGACCAGCCUCUUGGCGCCGCAAGAGCCGCGAACCGGAGGCCCAGUGGCGGGACUUGUGCUUCUGGCUGUCGGCAGGACGACCGAAACAGGGCAUUUUUUGCCACGGAACCAUGUUGA